GGGGAGGUGACCCUGCGGUGCCGGGCCCAGGACUUCUACCCCGCGGACAUCUCCCUGACUUGGCAGAGGGAUGGGGAGGAACAGCUCCAGGACACGGAGUUCAUUGAGACCAGGCCGGCGGGAGACGGGACCUUCCAGAAGUGGGCAAGUGUGGACGUGAUCUCGGGCCAGGAAGAGAAAUAUACCUGCCGAGUGCAGCACGAGGGACUGCCUGAGCCCCUCACCCUGAAGUGGGAGCCAGAGUCCUCAUUCCCCUGGUUCAUUGUGGUGGUCAUUGCUGCCCUCCUCCUCCUCAUUGCAGUCAUUGCUGGAGUUGUGAUCUGGCAGAGGAAGAAUUCAGGUAGAAAAGGAGGGGACUAUGUUCCUGCUUCAGGUAAGUGAAGGGUUGACUUGGAGGGAAGAAAGAUUGGCCCAGACCAUGAUAUCUCUG
Molecule: messenger RNA, 430 nt
Organism: Vombatus ursinus (common wombat)
Lineage: Eukaryota; Metazoa; Chordata; Mammalia; Diprotodontia; Vombatidae
Product: HLA class I histocompatibility antigen, A-25 alpha chain-like
Exons: 3
Biological process (GO): antigen processing and presentation of endogenous peptide antigen via MHC class Ib; antigen processing and presentation of endogenous peptide antigen via MHC class I via ER pathway, TAP-independent; immune response
Cellular component (GO): external side of plasma membrane
Molecular function (GO): peptide antigen binding; signaling receptor binding
Source: RefSeq, a predicted model, not a curated record